ACAACUCUAUUAUUAUUUUUAUUUAUUAUCAUUAUUGAAGUGCAGUUUUGGCUGUUGACAAUGGAUAGGCCAUUGUAUUUAUUGUUUUGGGUCUUUUUUCAUUGUUUUUGGUGCAACAUUUUCUAACAGGGAGUGAGAUUCCUUUUUUAUUUAAUUUUUGUUUGUUAUUUUUAUUCAUUUAGAAGUUCUGGUUCUGGACAUUUCAAUGUUAAAUGAAGGUUUCUUUGUUGCAUUUUAAAGGGUGUACUUGCAUUAUUAUGAUAUAUUAACAUUAUAUUAGUGGUUAUUUUGGUCUAGAUAAUGUUGACAAUGUCGUUUAUCAUCAACAAUUUGUUGGACAAAAUAUCGUCCAGCAAAAUGUGUUACUUUCCCAGGCCUAGUCAAAAGUAUAAAAAUUAUUUAAACGGUCCUCCUGAGAUCUGGCCGUUUGUUCAUUUGCUGUGUUAGAGGACAUGCUGAACUAAUGUUUUACACAUGAUCAUCACCCUAACAUUUGAGUGUAUAAAAACAUAUUAAAUAUGUUUUUCCCCUUAAAAGUGUUUAAACAGUUGUUGCAUUUCAACACACAAAAAAUAAAUGGAAAAAAUAAGAUAAAUCUAAUGAAAAGUGUACAUCUUUGACAUUAAGCUUAAAAAAAUCUGUUGACGAUGACGAUACUGUUCAUUUUUCAGAGCUUUUUAAUGUGAAAAUAUGCAUUGCAAUAGAUAAGUUUACAAUAAAGUUAAAUGAUAAAAGUUUUGAAGUUACACUUCUACUACUACUACUACUAGUAAUAAUAAUUAUGAUGAUAAUAGUAAUAAUAAAAAAAUAAUAAUUAUAAUAAUACGAAUAAAUUGUGUCUGAGGAGUCAGUUAUCUGGAGGAGAUGAGUUUGUAAAAGUUAGUUUUGAGUAUGUUUGUGAAGGAGGAGGUGAGUCUGAGCUUAAUGCAGGUCUGUCACAUGACAUGUUCCAACUUACGUUUUGACUUUGAAAGAAGUCUCUUAUAUCCACUUUUCGUUUUCUUGACAUGCUGCCUCCUGGCUGUGCCUAACUACCAAAGACUCACAAAUGAACACUUAUUCAAAUGUUAUGUAAUGGAAGCUGAGCUGAGCUCUGAUAUUACACAGCGUCUAGUUGACGAUGUGACUCAGUACCGGUGUUCCCUAGCGGCUCCAAACUAGCAAAACAACGUGAGCACGUUCUGACUGUUUGCAACUUGAGUGACAGCAGCAACAGCCAAUAAUACGUUAGCAAGUAUCAGCAGAGCCAAUAGAUUAGCUUUUGGGCGGGUCUAAUAGUAAACCGGUUUCCGUUUCGGUCCUAGUGCUCAACCAAAUCCAUUUAAUGGAGCGUAGCAUUGUUUUUGGACGGAAAAAAGUGCAGGGGACCAAAACUGCCUUUUGAAAAAGUGGGGGGGACAUGUCCCACCCGUCCCCCCCCCAAAAUUACGUCCCAGCUUGGAAGAAACACUUUAUCUAAAUUCUUCUAAACACAGUUUGUUUACUUAAAAGACUGGGUCUGCCUCAGACUGGAUGCGUCAUGCGUCUCCAUAUUAGAGACGGGAACAAGUGCUAAGUGCAAAGUUUCAUAGUCAGCGAACAUUUUUCCAAGUGACACAUCCCUCAGACAGACUGGGUUUCCAGACCAUUUCAUUGGGAGGAAGUCUUACUGCAUGCGCCGUGGUUCUGCGCUGCGCUGCGAACCCCUCUGAUCUUCAGCUCACUGUCCACCGUGUGCGCUCCGAUCCGCGCUGAGCACAGUGCCCAGUAUAAAGCUCUACUGUUCUGAUGGGAAUCAUUUCUUGAUUGAUUUAGUUACCUCCAUGAUGUGCGUAAGGAUUAAAAUGUCAGCUCAUCUGUGUGUGCAUCAGUGUGCGUUGGGGUAAUUCUUUCAAAACAACCAACAUCCUUGAGUUUAUCCAUCAAAAUAAACAGUCAAAUGGAAAUAUCUGUAACCUGCCAUUUAACUGUUUUGCCUUCUUGUGAAGAUUGUUGCAAAGAGAAACAAUUAAUUCCAUGCUGUAGUUCUUUUUUAAAACACAGAACAGUUUUUGUUACCUAGAGGUGUCGAUGCUCUCUACACAACUCUGACAGAACCCUGCCCUCCUCUCCCAAUGAUUGGACAGGAAUUCGAGAAACGUGAUUGGUAGCCAAGACUCGUGCUCUCAUUGGUUCCACCCAAGUUCCUCCCACUGACGUUAGAAUCGAGACAAAAAGAUUCGUAACACUGUAGAUUUGGUUUGUACCUGUAGAAUAAAAUGUGUGUUUUGAGAGUUUUGAUUUCAAACCUGUACCUUGAUUUUUUUCAAUUUGGAAAUUUGCUAGUUACAAAACAAACGUUUCAUGUUUCUGAAUGAAUGUUUGAUGUUACAAAAUGAGUAGUAAAUGUACAAAAUAAAAGUUUGAUUUUACAAAAUAAAAAAUACAUGUACAAAAUACAAUGUUCCUGUUACAAAACAAGAAAUCCGAGUACGAAUUGAGAAUUACAAGUUAGAAAACUAAAGUUACAAGUUGCAAAUCCAAAGUUACAUGUGAUGAAACAUGUUCGAAGUUACAAAACUUGGUACAAGUUAAGCUGAAUAUUGUCCCAAUCCUAGUUCCAUAGUGUCCAGCAUCAGGAAUGCUGACUGUAGGAGCGACAGAGCGGGAGGGCUGAGCGUCAGUGGAUAAAAUAAAAGUGGGACCCAACACAUUUCGUUUGGUUUUCUGAAUAAGUACCAAGCUGCCAGGGCUCAUGGUUGAAUUAAUGCCUACUGAAGUCUAAAUAAAUAAACAAAUAAACACAUUUUAGGUCUUCUCUGAUUCACAUUUACAGCUGAAUUUAUUACAUCUAUAUUUAGAAGAAGAAGAAGAAGAAAAUAUCAUUUCUAUAGCACCUCUCAUGAUAAAAAUCACGAGAUGCUUCACAAAAACAAAAAAUGUAAAAAUAUAAAAAAAGCAUUUAGAAAAUGUUUAAAAAUAUAUUUAAAAUGAGCAAAAAUAGACAAUUGUGAUUCCAAAAUGUUAAGAAAGAGAGAGUGAACAGGAAAGAGGGAAAUCAGUGGAUCCUGAGGAAGGUGGAAUAGGUGGGGAGAGCAGAAUAAAGAGAGAGUGGUGAAGAAGGUCAUACAAAAGCCAGCCUGAACAAGUGAGUCUUCAGCUGCUUUUUGAAGGAGACCACUGAGUCCACUGAUCUCAGGCUCAGGGGGAGAGAGUUCCAGAGUCUGGGGGCCACAGCAGCAAAACUCUGUGAACAUCCAGGGCUGAUCAGCUGAUAAGUGUUUCAUACAGAUUAAUAGCAUCACUUUAACUGAGCAGGUCAUAAGAUGUUACUUAAUAUAUGUUGGUGCACCUGGGUGAGGUGGUGAUGUUAGAAAAUCUCAUUUAAAAGGCUCCAACUCCUUUUUUUAUUUGUUUUAAACACUUUUGUUAAACAGAGAUGUAAAUAAGGGGGAUAACCCUAAAAACAAGCCCAUUCCUCCAUCACCUCCAUCGCCAAAGGCCUGUAAGUGUGCCAUAGCUUUAACAAGUGUGCCACAGUUGGGUGGAGAACACCGAGAUGCGGAAAAGACGCAGACCGAGAAAGAGAAGUAGCACAGGAAGUGACUGAGGUCUGGGUGAAGUCAAAGCACACGGUGAUGCUCGCUUAGAUGCUCCAGCUCUUCAGCCAGCUGCAGACAGUUUCUUCCUCUCAGAGCUUUGCUGCGUUAGAUGGACAGCCAGGAGGGGGGCCUCGGGUCCAGCCUUUUCAGGAGGAUUUCAUCCAGGAAAUCUCACCAGCGCAACAACAGCCCUCAGCCCGCCGCGGAGAACGAAGCGGGCAGAGGAGGAGAUGACAGCGGGGCAGGCAGGCUGAGCCGCAGACUGUCCCGUCUGAGCGGCAGACAUCACUCCAGAGAUGCUGCAAGACCUCCAGCUCCACCUGCUCAGCAAGAUGAGCAACCUUCUCCCCCGGUCCUUGUUGUUCCUCCACCUCCUGCUCCGGCUCCUUCACUUCUACCCCCGCCCAUGGAGAAGCCACCCAAACGGCCUGACAAGUCCACCAAGCCCAAGCUGCCACCCCGGCCGCUGUCCAAGGUGUUCAGCAGCAGCCAGCAUGGAGCCGAUGUCCUGCAGGGCCUUGAUGCAUUCCGGGGAGAUGAGACUCUCUGCGACGUCGUCUUGAUUCCUGGAGACAGCAAGGAUGUGUUCCCAGUUCACAGAGUCAUCCUGGCCUCGUGCAGUGACUACUUCAAAGCCAUGUUCACGGGAGGCAUGAGGGAGCAAGGGAUGAGAGAGAUCAAGCUGCAUGGGGUCAAUAAGGUUGGGCUGAAGAACAUCAUUGACUUCAUUUACACAUCCAAGGUCAGCCUGGACAUGGGCAACCUCCAGGACACGCUGGAGGCUGCAAACUUCCUGCAGGUCAUGACGGUUCUCAGCUUCUGCAACAAGCUGCUGAGCAGUGAGAUCACCAUAGAUAACUGUGUGGAGGUGGAGCAAAUAGCGACAGACUUGCUCCUUGAGGACGUUCUGCUGAAUAUCGGUAAGUUUGUGAGCCAGAACCUGGCAGCCCUGGUGGAGUCUGGGCGCUACCUCCAGCUCUCUGAGACCAGCAUGGCCAACGCUCUGAGCAGCAACUCGCUCACUGGUUCCUCUGAGCUGGAGCUUUACCACAUCGCCAAAGGAUGGCUGCACCACGACUUUCCUAAACGUUCCUCCUCCAUUUACGCCCUGAUGCGCCACAUCCGCUUCCCUCUAAUGAGACCCAGUGAGCUGAUCCAGAUCUCCCAGGAUGAUGAAGACGGGAUCAACUCCAUGAUGCGCUCUGAUUCUGCAUGUGUGAACCUUCUGCUGGAGGCCAGCAACUAUCAGAUGAUGCCCUACAUGCAGCCGGCCCUGCAAACCGAGAGGACGCAGAUUCGAUCUGACUCCACCCACAUUCUGGCCCUGGGAGGAGUGAUGAGGCAGCAGCUGGUGGUGAGCCGGGAGUUGAGGGUGUACGACGAGGCGAUUGGUCAUUGGAGAGCUCUGAAGCCCAUGGAGGAGCCUCGCUAUCAGCAUGGUGUGGCUCUGCUGGGAGGCUUCCUCUUUAUUGUUGGAGGUCAGAUUACGUAUGAUACCAAAGGUAAGACGGCCAUUGACACCGCUUAUCGCUACGACCCACGUUUCGAUAAGUGGCUUCCAAUCGCUUCCCUCAAAGAGAAGCGAACCUUUUUCCAUCUGAGCGCCCUGAAGGGGAAACUGUUUGCAGUUGGAGGAAGAAACGCCUCAGGAGAAAUAGACACAGUGGAGUGCUACAACCUGAAGAAAAACGAGUGGGCCUUUGUAGCCAACAUGGUGGAGCCUCACUAUGGACAUGCUGGAACGGUUCAUGGGGGUCUCAUGUAUAUUUCAGGUGGGAUCACUCGUGACACCUUCCAGAAGGAACUUUGCUGUUACGACCCCAUCGCUGACUCAUGGAGUCGGAGGGCCGACAUGAUGGAGCUCCGCGGCCUGCACUGCAUGUGCACGGUGGGAGACAGACUCUAUGUCAUGGGUGGGAAUCACUUCAGAGGCACUAGCGACUACGACGACGUCCUGAGCUGCGAGUACUACACCCCAGACACAGACCAGUGGACGGUGGUGGCGCCGAUGCCUCGGGGCCAAAGUGACGUGGGGGUGACGGUUUUUAAUGGGCAGAUCUACGUGGUUGGAGGUUAUUCCUGGAACAGCAGGUGCAUGGUCGACAUAGUCCAGCGCUAUGACCCCGAGGAGGACGUGUGGGACAAGGUGUUCAAUGUGUUGGAGCCUCUGGGAGGGAUUCGUGCUUGUACAAUGACUGUUCAUCUGCCAGAGGGGUCUGUGGAUGAGGCUCAGAUACAAGAGUGCCCGUUACCCACGACGAAGAGCUGAUAGCACCAUGAGGGUGUCCCCAGAUCGCGCUAAUGCUAAGAGGGUCUGAAACAGGAAGUAGAGUAGGCUGUAAACACAUGCAGCAUGUACAAAUGAGGGGACCCAUUUAUACUCUGCUGGUUGGCACUUUUACACACUGUUACUUUUCUAAGUUGUCAUGUAGCAUAUCCACAUUGUCCUGCUGUCUAUGUCAUGUCUGCUCGCCAAAAUAAAAGAUCCAAGCUGA
This is a messenger RNA of Nothobranchius furzeri (turquoise killifish), 6055 nucleotides long. Its product is annotated as kelch-like protein 9. The record is from RefSeq and is a predicted model, not a curated record. Gene Ontology annotation, biological process: regulation of cytokinesis; protein ubiquitination. Gene Ontology annotation, molecular function: cullin family protein binding; ubiquitin-protein transferase activity. Gene Ontology annotation, cellular component: Cul3-RING ubiquitin ligase complex. NCBI's taxonomy places the organism in Eukaryota, Metazoa, Chordata, Actinopteri, Cyprinodontiformes, Nothobranchiidae.